GGGCCUCCCGUGCAAUCACUACGCCCUGGGACCCGGAAACCGUUUUCCGGUCUUUCGCUUUCGGCUGGCGCGGAGCCUGGAGGCCGCGGUGCAGCGUAGGCUGGGCCGGGCGCAGGAACAGCCCCGUGGCGCCCUCCCUGGCCGCCGCCCAGGCGGAAAACGUCGUUCCGGGGACCUGGCGACCCCGCAGCGGGGAGCGCGCCAGGUCCGUGCGGGGAAGGGGGCGGUGUGCGGCCGGCACCGCCUCGCACCACGCCCCCGCGGGCCCGCACUUGCCCAGAGUGGACCCCGCGGCCGCCAGCCAGGGCGAUGGCGGGGCUCUGGCUGGGGCUUGUGUGGCAGAAGCUGCUGCUGUGGGGGGCGGCGAGUGCCGUGUCCCUGGCCGGCGCCAGUCUGGUCCUGAGCCUGCUGCAGAGGGUGGCGAACUACGCGCGGAAAUGGCAGCAGAUGCGACCCAUCCCCACGGUGGCCCGCGCCUACCCACUGGUGGGCCACGCGCUGCUGAUGAAGCGGGACGGGCGAGAAUUUUUUCAGCAGAUCAUUAAAUACACAGAGGAAUACCGCCACAUGCCACUGCUGAAGCUCUGGGUGGGGCCAGUGCCCAUGGUGGCCCUUUACAGUGCAGAAAAUGUGGAGGUAAUUUUAACUAGUUCAAAGCAAAUUGACAAAUCCUCUAUGUACAAGUUUUUGGAACCAUGGCUUGGCCUAGGACUUCUUACAAGUACUGGAAACAAAUGGCGCUCCAGGAGAAAGAUGUUAACGCCCACUUUCCAUUUUACCAUUCUGGAAGAUUUCUUAGAUAUCAUGAAUGAACAAGCAAAUAUAUUGGUUAAGAAACUGGAAAAACACGUUAACCAAGAAGCAUUUAACUGCUUUUUUUACAUCACUCUUUGUGCCUUAGAUAUCAUCUGUGAAACAGCUAUGGGGAAGAAUAUUGGUGCUCAAAGUAAUGAUGAUUCCGAGUAUGUCCGUGCAGUUUAUAGAAUGAGUGAGAUGAUAUUUCAAAGAAUAAAGAUGCCCUGGCUUUGGCUUGAUCUCUGUUACCGUAUGUUUAAAGAAGGAUGGGAACACAAAAAGAGCCUUAAGAUCCUACAUACUUUUACCAACAAUGUCAUCGCUGAACGGGCCAAUGAAAUGAACGCAGAUGAAGACUGUAGAGGUGAUGGCAGGGGCUCCGCUCUCUCCAAAAAUAAACGCAGGGCCUUUCUUGACUUGCUUUUAAGUGUGACUGAUGACGAAGGGAACAGGCUAAGUCAUGAAGAUAUUCGAGAAGAAGUUGACACCUUCAUGUUUGAGGGGCACGACACAACUGCAGCUGCAAUAAACUGGUCCUUAUACCUGUUGGGUUCCAACCCAGAAGUCCAGAAAAAAGUGGAUCAGGAAUUGGAUGACGUGUUUGGGAAGUCUGACCGUCCCUCUACCGUAGAAGACCUGAAGAAACUUCGGUAUCUGGAAUGUGUUAUUAAGGAGACCCUUCGCCUUUUUCCUUCUGUUCCUUUAUUUGCCCGUAGUGUUAGUGAAGAUUGUGAAGUGGCGGGUUACAGAGUUCUGAAAGGCACUGAAGCCGUCAUCAUUCCCUAUGCAUUGCACAGAGAUCCGAGAUACUUCCCCAACCCCGAGGAGUUCCAGCCUGAGCGAUUCUUCCCCAAGAAUGCACAAGGGCGCCAUCCAUAUGCCUACGUGCCCUUCUCUGCUGGCCCCAGGAACUGUAUAGGUCAAAAAUUUGCUGUGAUGGAAGAAAAGACCAUUCUUUCAUGCAUCCUGAGGCACUUUUGGAUAGAAUCCAACCAGAAAAGAGAAGAACUUGGUCUAGAAGGCCAGUUGAUUCUUCGUCCAAGUAAUGGCAUCUGGAUCAAGUUGAAGAGGAGAAAUGCCGAUGAACCCUAACUAUAUUAUUGGGUUGUGCCUUUAUCAUGAGAAAGGUCUUUAUUUUAAGAGAUCCUUGGCAUUUACAAUUUAUAGAUCAUGGGUUCAAUAUGCUUGAAUCCCCUAGACUUAAUUUUUCCUUGAUCCCACUGAUCUUGACAUCAAGUCUAACAAAGAA
Nomascus leucogenys (northern white-cheeked gibbon) is the source of this 2044-nucleotide messenger RNA. Its product is annotated as cytochrome P450 4V2. Gene Ontology annotation, molecular function: heme binding; oxidoreductase activity, acting on paired donors, with incorporation or reduction of molecular oxygen; iron ion binding. Lineage: Eukaryota; Metazoa; Chordata; Mammalia; Primates; Hylobatidae. The record is from RefSeq and is a predicted model, not a curated record.